CAUAACCAUAGCCAUGACUAUCAACUUAUAUCUUCUUCCGUGAGAGUCUGAGAGAUUAAAACGUGGGUGAAAAAUUACGUCCAAUUGUGAAGUGUAAUACUUGAUAAGGUUUAAGGAGGGAUCGCAAUCUACCCAGGGAGCACCAACUAAUUAGAUAGUGGAGCGAAGCUUGAAACGGGAAUUAUUGGAUCUUCGAUAAUCCAUCUAUCUACCACCAAAACGAUAAUAAUUACCUACGACGCGAGCAGAUAAUUAUUAAGUCACAAUUUAUUUGUGGAAACGAAAGGACGAAACGAUACGUGGUGUGAAGGAUUCGGAUUGUCGGCAUAUCUAUUGGGAUUGAAUUGCGAUUGGCAUUGGCAUUGGCAUUGGGGUUGACAGGUGGUUUCUUAAGACGAUUGAUUUAUUGCAGACCUGAGCGGUUUGAAAUCCAUACGAAACAAUUACCUCGUACGCCGUUGCGAAAACUUGCAGAUUCUGCAGUGCUCUUGAUCAAAGGAGGAAAGGGUCAACAAGCAAAGGAACUGGAAGCAGGUAAAUUUGCAAAAGCUCGCAAGCCUCAACGUACCUACCUAGUACUACCACUAUUGCGCAAAUUACGAUAAACGUCCAGCGCAGUAUUCGCAGUAGAAAUGGGAAAGUACUACGCAGCUAAUCCUCCUUACUAUAAGGAAAAGCCCACCAAAAUGGCUUCCAUGCGACGUGUGAAAGUAUUCGGCCUUUUCGUCUUCAUCGCCGUCGUAUCCCUCCUCUUCUAUACUUCCUCUCUUCGUCAACAGCGCAAUCUCGUCAAAUCCGACUCCGGGGAUUUUUACAGCAAGACCAUGAACGGAUUGGGAAAGCAAGAAGUGGCAGCUGCAGGAAGCCGAAACGAUGAAGAUGAAAAAGUAGCAAAACAAAUGCAACAAAGAUUAAAAGAUGCGGCGGAUAAAGCAAAAGAUAAUGCGAAUGCGAAGGCGUUUAAACCUGAUCCGCCAUCGCAGGUUGUAGGGAAGGGAAAUGCGGCAGAGGGACAGGGUGGGGAGAGGAGUGUUGCGGGACGGAAGAAGAUGAGUGAUAAGGCACAAGAAGUUGUCAAAGAGGGGGAGAAGGAGGUGGAGGAAGAAGAUAUGGAGGUCACGACGGAAUUGAAUACUAUUUUGAAGAAAUCGCCGAUAAUCAUUUUCUCCAAAUCUUACUGUCCGCAUUCCAAACGCGCAAAGGAUAUCCUCCUCGAAAAAUACACAAUCGAUCCGUUCCCAUAUGUGGUGGAACUAGAUAAACAUGCCCUGGGAGGAAAAUUGCAAGGGAGAUUGUAUCAGCUUACAGGAAGGAGAACAGUCCCCAAUGUGUUGAUUAAUGGGGUCAGUAUUGGAGGUGGUGAUGAUGUGGCGGAAUUGGACGAAAAGAAAACAUUAGGAGAGAAGGUGAAGGAUUUGGGUGGGAAGAAAAUUCUGAACGUUAAGGCUAAUUAAAGGGGGGAGAGGAGGAGAAAAUGGGAAUGAGAAGCUGGAAUCGGACAGACGAUAAGGUCAUCACUACGCAGGCGUCUUGUGUAGGCAGACCACAAGAGUCAGUCCGCAGAAUAAUCCUUUAAUAGCGUUUUAGUUUCGUUGUUUUGGGAAUCGAAAUCAAGCUUUGUAUCAUUAUAUUUUCGUUCGGAUGGAUUGACAGGCGCAUUUCCUUUCGUUAUCCUUUUUCACACGUACAUAUUCCAUAGAGAAAUGGAUAUUUUCCUCGACUGAGAAUUUAAUGACAUUCUAUUCAGGUUCGCGAACUGGAAAUCUGGAUGUCUGAAGUAGGGUGAGAAUGGAUGUUGAGACGUUUUUCUUGGGCUUUCUUGAACUAAUGAUGGUGAUGAUGACGGUACUGCCCAUUAUUGGAAUCAUGGGCUCGUAAUCUGGAUGGAAUACCACUGAAGCCAAAAGGAAAGGAUUCAGGAGUGUUGAGGAGUUUGGAUACUUGAGGAUGGGGUGUAGGU
This is a messenger RNA of Botrytis byssoidea, 1960 nucleotides long. RefSeq lists its product as uncharacterized. NCBI's taxonomy places the organism in Eukaryota, Fungi, Ascomycota, Leotiomycetes, Helotiales, Sclerotiniaceae. The transcript is spliced from 3 exons. The coding region runs from base 633 to 1454 and encodes 273 amino acids. Gene Ontology annotation, cellular component: cis-Golgi network; Golgi lumen; fungal-type vacuole. The record is from RefSeq and is a predicted model, not a curated record. Gene Ontology annotation, biological process: cellular response to oxidative stress. Gene Ontology annotation, molecular function: glutathione disulfide oxidoreductase activity.